This is a messenger RNA of Cyprinus carpio (common carp), 1057 nucleotides long. RefSeq lists its product as uncharacterized. The coding region runs from base 44 to 934 and encodes 296 amino acids. The transcript has 6 exons. The record is from RefSeq and is a predicted model, not a curated record. Lineage: Eukaryota; Metazoa; Chordata; Actinopteri; Cypriniformes; Cyprinidae.
AUAUUCAACUUCCUGUUUUAAGAACACAGCAUAAGCCGUCUUGAUGUUUGCUACGAUGGCAGUCGAUCAUCUUUUUACAACCUUCAUCCUUUUGCUUAUCUCUAACACAGGGUUCAGUGCUGAGAUCUCUGUGUUUGUGCAGACAGGAGCUUCUGUUCAACUGGAUAUACAGACACAACAACUACCAGAGUUUGAUAUUUUAGCCUGGAUGAAUGAUAAAUCAGAGAGUAUAGUUAGAUAUAACAGUGAUUCCAAAAGAGUAACACCUCACGAUUCCUACAAGGACAGAGUGGAUUUCAAUGAUAAAACCUUCUCUGUAACACUGAAGAACAUGCAGAAGGCAGACAGUGGAUUCUACACAGCAAGAACAAUUGGAUUAAUAAACACAGAUAUUGCCGCAUACAGAGUAUCUGUUAUAGAUGCUGUGCAGGCUCCUGUCCUGACUGUGAACUCAAACUGGUUCAGCAGUGACUCCUGUACUGUGAACUUCACAUGCAGAGCUCCUGAGCUCAUGAUUAACUCCAGCUAUCAGAACAACAGAUGCUCUCCACAGGAAGUGACAUCACAUAAGAACUACACUCUCACCCUGGAUUGCAGCAAGAAAUACAUUCUCUGUAACCACAGCAACCCUGUCAGCUGGAAACAAGCCAGAAUAAAUACUACACAGCUCUGUGAAGACUCAGAGAAUGAAAGGCCAAUCACACUCUCCUAUGACCCAUCUUACAUGUUUGUGCUCCUUAUUGUGUGUGUUUUUGUGGGAGUGAUAGUGUUUGCUGGUUUGAUUCUUUACUGUUGCUGCAAGAAUAAAACAGAUGUCAAACAGGCUGAUGAUAAAGACUAUGAUGAUGUUGAGACUCUGAUUCAGAAGGUGACAGGAGAUACAUGGACCACCGUUACCUACUGUACAGUAGGACGACACCAAACACCUUCAUGAAUGCUAAAGACUCACAAACAGCUUAACUCAAAAGUGAAGGUUCUGUCAUAAGUUACUCACCUCAUGUUGUUCUAAACCUGUAUGAUUUUCUUUCUUCUUUCAAAUCCAUUGUUUUGUAGUCAU